Messenger RNA from Drosophila subpulchrella, 1542 nucleotides. Its product is annotated as innexin inx3. NCBI's taxonomy places the organism in Eukaryota, Metazoa, Arthropoda, Insecta, Diptera, Drosophilidae. The coding region runs from base 1 to 1188 and encodes 395 amino acids. Gene Ontology annotation, biological process: phototransduction. Gene Ontology annotation, cellular component: gap junction; plasma membrane. Gene Ontology annotation, molecular function: gap junction channel activity. The transcript has 5 exons. The record is from RefSeq and is a predicted model, not a curated record.
AUGGCGGUCUUUGGCAUGGUCUCGGCUGUGUCCGGCUUCAUCAAGAUACGCUAUCUGCUGGACAAGGCGGUCAUCGACAACAUGGUGUUCCGGUGCCACUACAGGAUCACGACCGCCAUUCUGUUCACCUGUUGCAUCAUCGUCACCGCAAACAAUCUGAUCGGCGAUCCCAUAAGUUGCAUCAACGAUGGCUCCAUACCGAUGCACGUGAUCAACACCUUCUGCUGGAUUACCUACACUUUUACGAUACCUGGCCAACAGCAUCGGCAGAUUGGAACGGACGUGGCCUCUGCGGGUUUGGGCAAUGAAUAUGGCCAAGAAAAGCGCUAUCACAGCUACUACCAAUGGGUGCCAUUCGUGCUAUUUUUCCAGGGCCUCAUGUUCUACGUGCCCCAUUGGAUUUGGAAGAACAUGGAGGACGGUAAGAUCCGCAUGAUCACCGAUGGACUGCGUGGAAUGGUCAGUGUGCCGGAUGAUUAUCGACGGGAUCGUCAGGAUAGGAUCCUCAAGUACUUUGUAAACAGUUUGAACACUCACAAUGGCUACUCCUUUGCCUACUUCAUAUGCGAACUGCUGAACUUUAUCAAUGUGAUUGUGAAUAUCUUUAUGGUGGAUAAGUUUCUGGGCGGUGCUUUCAUGUCCUACGGCACGGAUGUGCUUAAGUUCUCGAAUAUGGAUCAGGAAAAGCGUUUCGAUCCCAUGAUCGAAAUCUUCCCCCGACUAACCAAGUGUACGUUCCGCAAGUUCGGUCCCAGUGGAUCGAUUCAGAAGCACGACACUCUCUGUGUGCUGGCAUUGAAUAUCCUCAACGAGAAGAUCUACAUCUUCCUGUGGUUCUGGUUUAUCAUCUUGGCCACCAUCUCCGGCGUGGCUGUGCUGUAUUCACUGGUGGUUAUCAUGAUGCCCACCACCCGGGAGACCAUCAUCAAGCGUUCUUAUCGCUCAGGACAACGCAAGGAAAUCGCCGGAUUGGUCAGACGUUUGGAGAUUGGUGACUUCCUGAUCUUGCACUUCCUUAGCCAGAAUCUCAGCACAAGAUCGUACAGCGAUAUGCUGCAGCAGCUUUGCGGCCUCCUCGGAGCAUCCCGAACCCCCUCGGCCCCAUCGACCCUGGAAAUGAACCCCAUCAGCCAUCCGAUAUACCCGCCCGUGGAGAGCUUCGGCGGCGGCAAGGAGACGGAGACAUGAGCCAGUUCAUCCGGAUUGGCUUCCAAGCAAACAACAAUGAUUUCAAUGAUUUCUCAAUAAUAUUUGUAGGGGGGAUGAGAUGAGAUAGGGAGAGGAGUUGUGUGUCAUGAGGUUAGGCAUUUCCAUUUCUACCACUAAGACUGCGAGAGAGAACGAAUCAACAAUUGCACUUUCGGAGAUCCAACUCAAUAAUAUUCUAUGCGAAAUAUAUUUAGCAAAAUUAUAAGGAAAUAAUCUUUGAAUUCGGUCCUAGGCAAGAGAAAGACAGGUGCAGUUCGUCAUUGACACGAGGUGAGCCACAGAGUGAGACAUUGAGGGAGAAGACACAAUAAACAUAAAAAACAUUAAAAAAAA